Ornithodoros turicata is the source of this 5232-nucleotide messenger RNA. It is a transcript of the gene MED14, whose product is annotated as mediator of RNA polymerase II transcription subunit 14-like. The transcript is spliced from 36 exons. Gene Ontology annotation, biological process: regulation of transcription by RNA polymerase II. Gene Ontology annotation, molecular function: transcription coregulator activity. NCBI's taxonomy places the organism in Eukaryota, Metazoa, Arthropoda, Arachnida, Ixodida, Argasidae. The record is from RefSeq and is a predicted model, not a curated record. Bases 397 to 4806 code for a protein of 1469 amino acids. Gene Ontology annotation, cellular component: core mediator complex; mediator complex.
UCCAUCAAGCCGGCGUACGCGCUCGCAGAAAAUGGCGCCGUAAAGUGAGUGGUGGCAGUGUGGCGUGUAGCUGCAGUAACAGAAAGUUUGGCAAAGCGGUAGUGGGGGGAUGUAACCUGCUUUACCAUAUCUAACCUCGUUAUUUAUUACCUCAUCCGUGCAUCCUGUUCACCGUCAGUCACGCAUUGUGAUAUGACGCAGUUUUCCCUUGUGGUUGUCUAAACGCUGACUUUCGAAACUUUAGUUGCAAACAUGUCGUAGGCUAAUUCUUGAAAGCCCGUCUACGGAACUACACCCAAACUCAGCAACGGGAAAGACAUCACAGGGAAGUAUAUAUUUGGUGGUUGCCCUCUGGAUUCUUCUACAGCGAUGUGUUACUAGCUGUAGCAAGCAGGAAUGGCCAUGCAGCUGGCCAACACCGGGGGGCCCAGCAUCCCCCUGGGUCGACUCAUCGACUUCAUCUUGCAGCGGACGUACCACGAGCUCACUGUGCUUGCUGAAUUGCUUCCCCGCAAGACUGAUGUUGAGAGAAAAAUGGAGAUAGUGCAAUUUGCCAGCACGACACGACAGCUGUUUGUGCGGCUCCUGGCACUUGUCAAGUGGGCAUCCAGUGCAGCCAAAGUAGAAAAAUGCGCAGCCAUCGUCGCAUUCCUAGACAAGCAGAACCUACUGUUUGUUGAGACAGCUGACAUCCUGGCCAUGAUGGCGAGAGAAACCCUCGUACAGGCCAGGUUGCCAAGCUUUCACAUACCAUGUGCCGUGGAAGUCCUCACUCUAGGGACCUACUCUCGCCUGCCAACAUGCAUACGAGACAAGAUUGUGCCUCCAGACCCUAUCACGCCUGCAGAGAGGAGGUCCACUUUGCACCGCCUGGACCAGAUAAUUCAGUAUCGACUGGUGUCAUCGGACCUGCCUUCGCAAAUGAGCUCACUACGAAUAGAGAACGGUCGCGUAAUAUUCCACGUGGAGCAUGAAUUUGAGGUCUCUCUGACCUUGAUGGGAGAUGGGCCACAUGUCCCGUGGCGUCUACUUGACAUCGAUGUACUGGUAGAGGACAAGGAUACCGGAGAUUGCCGUGCCCUGGUGCAUCCACUGCAAGUGCAAUACAUCCAUCAACUGAUCCAGUCUCGCCUCGUGGACAAUCCCAAACCCCUGCACGAGCUAUACAACUGUUUGCAUUCCUUUUGUCUCAGCUUACAGCUGGAAGUGAUACAUUCACAGUUGGUGAGAUUGUGCAGAGAGAGGCUCGGAGACUUCAUCCGCGUCCAGGAGUACACACCUGGGCACAACCUGGCGGUGCAGUACUGGAGGGAUCAAGCACUGAAGGAGAAACAAACAUAUCAGCUCAACAUCCACGUGGACACAUGGAAUCCUGGGAAACCUCUACGUGUGGCUCAUACGCCAAGCUUGGGUGCCAGGGAGGCCAAUUGGGCGGACCAGGCCAUAAAGUCUGAGUUCCUGUCCAUCGAGAAGCUCCUCAUCCAGACAAUCCACAUUCGCACUAAAGAGAAAUUGGCUCACAUCAGGGAUCGGUUGCAAACUACCAUUGGCAAUCAGACUCAUUGCAUCAUAUCUGGUUCCCCAGCCAUCCUGCAGGUUCCCCUCCUACAGCCCUGCAUGGAAUCUGAAAACCUUCUGAUCACAGUUGACACGCACACGGGAUAUUUUCUCGCAUUUGUACCUCAACACGAGCCGCCAAUGAUUGAUGACAUUCAAGACUGUCUCAACAAAGACGGUGCAAAACUGGAUUCGCUGCUGACGGACCUCAAGUUCUGGAUGACAGUGAAAAGAUGCGAGAAGACGGUGCAACACUUGCCAGUUGUGGCAAGUACCCACCUUCCCCUGGUGGUGCCUCAAGGACAUCCAGCAUUAAGACUUGGACCACACACUCUGUACAUCAAGCUCUGCAAGCACCACAACUGCUACGUGGUGGUGGAAUUGUCCCAAAGCUCGAGUGAGCCACAAGAAAUUGUACAGACCUAUUACCUGAUGACAGUUGAGCCUCAACCACUCCCAGAAGGGGACCCGGCUACACUAGGGAGAGACGAUGCACCUCUUGACACAGAGCUGCCCAAGGCGUUCCUGCGGGUGGCCAAUUUCCUGCAGCUGGAUACCUUCGCUAUUGUACAUGGGCCCUGCACAAAGAUUGAUGCAUCCUUAUUGACAGGAAGUGGAAAGAGAAAGCUCCUGCCUGCAAAUCAUGUCCAGUCCAAGAGGCCACGCUUUACGGGCUACUUCAUGAGCGAAUUGGCGCACGUUGUCGCUUUCUGCGAUGACAGGAUUCCUUUCUGCACCCUCACUGUGGAGCUCAACAAGCGAGACAUCUGCCACCAGGGUAUGCAGAUCGAAGCCAAUGGAACAAACUUCUUGGUCAAGAUUGUUCAAAUGGGCUCGGGUGAAGGUUGGAUGAAAGACACAGCUGCAGCCCUCCAGGCAUCCACUCUGAGCUGCAGUCUACGGCUGCAGGUGAAGGGUAUCAAAGCGUGGCUGGCAGAGUUUGUCUUCUGCAACUGUCCACUGACGAGCCUGUCACCUAAGGAGAGGGGUCCAAGAAGACCCGUAUGCUUCAUGUACGACUUUGCAGCAGGCACCUCGGCGCAGGUGGCAUCCGUGGUGGAAGAGAUGUUACAGGACUGGAACACGAUUGGGCACCUGUAUGGUGUGGUGCUGCGCUUUGCUCAGGCAAUCAACCUGGACCAGCAAAACACGUUAAUGUCUAUAGUGGACAUCAAAUCUUUCACGUACAAGAAACUGGUCUUGGGCUACGGAUUGAACAAAGCAAGCACAGUGACCAUAUACUGGAGGCCGUCGGAGAAGCGUUUCCACCUGGCAUUUGGUGUGGUGGGCCACACGGCAUCCGCUAGCAAUCCGCACACUGUUGUUUCUGCGCAACUUCAACACGAGUUCAAUCAGCACCGUUCCGUAGCCACCCUGGUCGAGGUACUGAGGGACACCUAUGCACCAUUACUGUCACUCACCAAACUCCCUUCUGCACCACAGCUCGGGGUCAUCAACAGUCGGCCUCAAGUGCCUGUACAGACAUUUGUUAUCAUACCUCAGUCGUCGAUGCACAUUCGUCUGGCCUACAGAAAUACCUACGUGUUGGACAUCCACUGUCGCCCAGAAGGCCUCAUAGCCGUACGUGAUGGAGCCUACAGCAAGUUCGAUAAGACCAAGGCUGUAGAAGAUUUCACUCCCAUUCAGGGUCUAAGGGCUUUCCUCAGCAAAUUUGUGGACGAGAGUGCCUGUCAGCUCAGGCGACGCUCGCAGUCUGAAGAUGACAAUCCUCCAUCACCCAUUCCGACAUUGGACUCGAUGGAAUCCUUCCUGAGCUCCGGUUCGGCUCUGAAGCCCUCUUCUCCGGCGCAGCGACCGCAGGACCCUGCAGGUGCCGGGGGACUGCGUUUUCAUCAUCCGAUGACUCCGCCGUCUAACCCGCACACACCGGCGUCUCCGCACCCGUCUGUUUUAUCGCAGCAGAACUAUGUGGCCUCCCCAAACCCAUCGUUUGCAUCACUGGCCAGUCCCCCGUCGCUGGGAGGCACGGGAGGUUCGGGUCCCCACGUGAGCCCAUCACCCUCACAUGGCUUGCACGUGCAAGCCCAAUCUCCGGGCAACCUAUUUGGAGCCUCUUCACCCGUCAAUCCUCUGCACGCCCCUUCUCCAUCGUUCCUGCCUUCGCCUUCUUCGCAGGUGCCCAUGACGAGCCCUGUGCCGCAGGGCUUCAUGGGAUCUCAAGCCAGCCACCCGGAAGGGGGCUCUCCAUUUCCCACCCCUGCGGGCAGCAUGUCAAUGGCAUCUCCUGCCCCUGGCACAUGGCCUGGCAGCCCCUCUGUGCCCCGGCCUUCACCCCGCUUGGCUCCUUCCCCUCAUGGUGCUCCCAUGCAGAGUCCUCAGACAUCGUCUAUGGACCAUAAGCCACCUCAAGCUGUCCUGGGUCCCGGUGGUACGCGAGUGUUGCCACAGCGAUCGUGGGCAGCUGCCAUGCCCACCCUGCUGUCUCACAAGGGCCUGGACCUGUUAUGUUCCAGUGGGGGUGGCACACCCCCUCAGAGUCCUCCUUUGCCCCACUGCUCCCCGCUGGAGCGCUUCUUGGGCUCUGUCUUCAUGCGCAAGAGCCUACACCGUGUAGUACAAAACGAGGACAAUAUGACAAUGAUCCCAACACAAGAACCAGGAGUGAUCCAGUUCCGGACGGAGAGCCUGCAGUGCAAGGUGAGCCUCAACCCAGCCACCCUGCAGUCCCUGCACCUCAAGUUAAACCCGACAGAACAGUGGUCGCCAGAGGAACUUCAAGUUCUGGAACGCUACUUUGACACCAAGGUGGCAAGCUUCCCAUACAAACCAAACGCCUUCAUGUCUUUCACUCGUCUGAUGACAGCUCCCCUCAGCAUACUGAAAGACUUUGUGCAGCUCAUGAGGCUGGAACUUAUGCCAGAUCGUAACAUGAAGUGGAGUGUCCAACUGUGUCUAACGAUUCCUCCAGCUGCACCACCCAUUGCACCACCUGGCAUGAGCUCCAUCGUUAUGAUCAGAAACAAAGUGCUCUUUUUCCUGCAGUUGUCCCGCACAAGCAUUGGAGAGCCGGCGCAGAUAGCAGUGCCUGUCGUGUACGACACCACAGCCAACACCCUCCAGGUGGCUGACAAGCGUGUGGAUGCAUCUGUGGUGCAACCCAGCGCACCUGUGGCCAUCAUUGGCUCCAUGCUUCGGCGCUACACCGAAUAUGCACCUCCCACAGGGGAAUGCUGCAUAUUUCCUUCGAUUCGUGACAUCCUCAUCAACCUGACCAUUCCAUCACAGUGAGAUUGCAGAUGACAGUCAUGGAAGAUAGCAACCAAUUGUGUAUCAGCCUUUAUAAGCCUUUUAAUGUGGGAUUACAAGUGUUACUUUGCCACAUGCGUAAUAACUGUUCUCUCGAGUUUCUGAUUUGUUCACAAUCUUAUCUAUCGAGUUGUUGUCUGUUAUUUUCUGCUGCAUUUCCCACUGGGAAUUAACACAUUUUGUAUUAUUACUAUAGCUGUACAAAUCUCAUAUACAUUGUGGGCCAAGUUUGAAUUGUUUCUUUUAGUUUGGAAUCGACAGAAAGCCCAGUUUGAAUAUUUUGAAUAUCUCACUGUGGAAAAUUUUGUAACUUUGUGACCAUUACAAGAAUUGUGGCUCCUAAUGGGUGAGCCCUAAGCAUUUGGGUCAAAAUAAAAUAUUGUAAGAGAAAGAAACCUCUCUAAUAGA